Molecule: messenger RNA, 1722 nt
Organism: Myotis myotis
Lineage: Eukaryota; Metazoa; Chordata; Mammalia; Chiroptera; Vespertilionidae
Gene: RASL10A
Product: RAS like family 10 member A
Exons: 3
Coding region: 760-1371 (203 amino acids)
Molecular function (GO): GTPase activity; GTP binding
Source: RefSeq, a predicted model, not a curated record
GGCGCAGGGGCCGCUGACGUAAUCGCUGGGUGAAGGGCCGGCCCUGCAGGUCUCCGGUGAUGGAUGCGGAGCCGGCAGACCGCGCGGUGCGCGACUCGCCCAAGGUCACACGGCGGGGCCGGACCGACCCCGGCGGCGUGAGCCCCGCGGCCGGCGGUCUGAGCGGCUCCGGGUGCGGAGCGGGGACGGAGCGGCGGGCGCGGCGGGAAGGGCUCCUGUUGUGGGGCCGGCGAGAGCGGCGCGGGGGCUGGUCCCUCCUCGGGCUUCCUGCGCCCGUCACCUUCCCGCGACCCUUCCCGGGAGAGGCGUCCGGGGGCGGCGGGAGGGGCAGGCGGUUACCUCAUCGGCGAGGCGGCGACUCCGGUGCCGGAGCGGGAGCAGGACGCAGGGAGCGAGGCGCCCGGAGGCAGCACGGCCCGCGCCCCGCUCCGCGGCGGGACCCUCGCGGCGAGGAAGCCGGCCCCGCGCCCCGCGCCCCGCGCCCCGGCGGCGCUCCCGUCGCGCUGCGGGCGGAGGCGGGGUCUGCGCGCGGCGCGUGGGUCCGGGCUCCCCGAGCUUCGGCGCCCGUCCGCCGGCUGGGCUGUCGGUCCGCCUCCCGCCGCCCGCUGCGUCCUCCCGCCCGGCCGCCCCGGCCCCGGUGCUCCGGGGGCGACGAGGAGCGCGGAGGGGCCCGGGCGCACCGGGCAGGGCGCGCGGGGCGCACACAGCGGCGCCGGCCCAUGAGGCUCCCCGCGCGGGGCGCGGCAGCGCGCGCCGGCCAUGGGGGGCAGCCUGCGGGUGGCCGUGCUGGGCGCCCCGGGCGUGGGCAAGACGGCCAUCAUCCGCCAGUUCCUGUUCGGGGACUACCCCGAGCGCCACCAGCCCACGGACGGGCCCUGCCUCUACCGGCCGGCGGUGCUGCUCGACGGCGCCGUCUACGACCUGAGCAUCCGCGACGGGGACGGCGCUGGACCCGGUCAGAGACCCGGAGGCCUCGAGGAGUGGCCGGGCCCGAAGGACUGGAGCUUGCAGGACACGGACGCCUUCGUGCUGGUCUACGACAUCUGCAGCCCCGACAGCUUCGACUACGUGAAGGCCCUGCGGCAGCGAAUUGCGGAGACCAGGCCGGCAGGCGCCCCCGAGGCGCCCAUCCUCGUGGUCGGCAACAAGCGGGACCGGCAGCGGCUGCGCUUUGGGCCUAGGCGCGCCCUGGCCGCCCUGGUGCGCAGGGGCUGGCGCUGCGGCUACCUCGAGUGCUCGGCCAAGUACAACUGGCACGUGCUGCGCCUCUUCCGCGAGCUGCUCCGCUGCACCCUGGUGCGCGCGCGGCCCGCUCACCCCGCCCUGCGCCUGCAGGGGGCGCUGCACCCCGCACACUGCAGCCUCAUGUGACCAAAGCGGACCGCGAAGCUGCUGGGGGAGCCGGACCUUUGACGGGACCAACCAGGGGCCUGGAUUGGAGGAGCUGGCCCAGCUUCCUCCGGAUUGGACAGGACAGUCUCCUCCUGAUUGGAUGAGGAGAGCUCCCACCCAGUUUCCUUUCUUUGAAUUUCAAUUGGACCCAGACAGGCCCCAAGCCUCAUCAGACAAGAUCAGUACCUUCUGGGUAUCAUUGAGUCGUUCACGAGCCGGAGGAACUUGACUGUGAAUCUGGUUGGAAGCUCGCGGGCCGCUCCGGGAGCCUCGUUGGGCCGAGUCUUAAGCCACACCUUCCGGGAGAUAAUAAAGAGGGAAGCGUUGCAA